UUACUCGCACUUUUCCUGCGACGUUUAUUGGUCGUUUAGAAGGCGAAUCGGGUGUUUACAGUUUAAACGCGGAUGUCGAACCGGUGUUUUUCUGAUGGACAGACAGGUCAUAACGCGUUUAAUUCACUUUAAGUGGACCAGUCGCGUCUGACCACUUCCGGACUUCACCUUUUUGAAGAUGUCGCGUGCGGGUGCGACCUGCCCGAGCUGCGGCUCGUCCAACAUCGUAGACGAUGAACUUUACUCUCAGGCGCAGCUGGUGUGCGUGGACUGCGGAACCGUGGUGUCCGAGGGCGUCCUGGCCAGCGACCCGGUCGGAGGUUCAGAUGUUUCUUACAGCAGAACUACUGCUGUCGCUAAGAAGCCAUGUCCAAAUCUGAUUAAAGGGCUGCAGCGUGUCAGAGCCUUGUGUCGGAUUCUUCGGGUCAAGAGUGAAAUCGAAGAUCUCUCACAGACCUAUUACAGCCAGGCCUAUCAGCAUGUGAGCUUUAUCAAUGUCACCCUCCAUAAGAAGGAGGUUCUGGCUGGCUGCUGUGUGCUUGUUAGCUGCAGGCUGCUCAACUGGCCCAUUACUAUGGGAACCAUCAGCUGCCUGCUGGACGCCGACCCGGAUCUGGUGGGAGUGAUUUAUAAAGAAAUGGUCAAGAUUCUCAACAUUGAGGCUCCAAUCGUCAACUUGACAGAUGUGAUCGCGACCCACAUUCAGGAGUACAAAAUUAGCUCUGCUGAUGUCUCUGGAGAUUUGGCUGUGAACUCUCAGGACUUGACCAAACGUGCUGUAGCUCUGGUGGAGCUGGCAGCAGAUGCCUGGAUCGUAACUGGCCGUAGGCCCAUCCCAAUCAUGAUGGCGGCAAUCUAUUUAGCUUGGCAGUCUCUGAAACCCACCAAGCAGCGGCUCAAGUUCUCGCUGGACAAAUUCUGUCAGCUCGCCAAAGUGAAAAAGCACCAACCUGCUGCGAAGAGAAUAACCGAGAUAAAGGAGAUGCUGUGUAAGCUGGGUAAGGAGAUUCCCUGGGUCAGGGAAACGGUGUCACCAGAGAAUGUUGCUCGGCAGGUGGAAGACAUUCUGCAGUACAGGUUUGCCCUGCUAAGGAGGGCUCUGAGAACCCACGAAGAGGCUUUGCUGGAUGAGUGUCAGGCCAGCUGUCAGGACUCUCCAGCUGAAGAGGCUGUUCUUUCCCACUCCUCUGAGCCUGUAGAUCAGACUCCAAAUGCACCCUCCUUGGAACAGUGUGAAAUGAAUGCUGAAAGGGAACCAGGAGAUGAACAUGAGAAUCUCUGCACAGAGCCACAGAGUGACACACAGGAGAGCCAGGCCCCAGCACCAAACUGGGGAAAGAGACUGCUAUUUGUUCCCCCAUGUGUGAUUCAUCCAAAGAGGAGAAGAAUGGAGCAGCCAGACCUGAAGGACGUAACCGGAGAUGAGGAAAUCUCCGACAGUGAAAUUGACUCAUACAUCCGCACUCCUCAGGAGACUAGAGACUUUGCUCGCACCCAGAAGAUACUGUCUCUUUCUGAGAGCGACAAAUAGUUGUGUAUGAAGAAAAUGAUUUCCUGUUCCGUUAUGAGUUAUAAAAGACAAAUGUCUUCCAUUAUAAUGCACUAAUACACUGGCCAUGGCCAUGAACACCGUCGUUUGAAAGGCAAGAUUAGCAUAAAAGGAUGUGUUUGCCUCCCUGUGCUUGGCAGUAGCAGCGAUUUAGGCUUUUAGGUAGCAUUUGUUACACAGUCGGGUUUGAACACUUCUUUUCACACAUAUUUCAUGUCAUGGCAAAAUCUCUGCUUUCUUAGUCUUACGAGGUCUCAAAUAAAGGAUUUCACUCUGUU
Molecule: messenger RNA, 1827 nt
Organism: Betta splendens (Siamese fighting fish)
Lineage: Eukaryota; Metazoa; Chordata; Actinopteri; Anabantiformes; Osphronemidae
Gene: brf2
Product: BRF2 RNA polymerase III transcription initiation factor subunit
Exons: 4
Coding region: 179-1531 (450 amino acids)
Biological process (GO): transcription initiation at RNA polymerase II promoter; transcription preinitiation complex assembly
Cellular component (GO): transcription preinitiation complex; nucleus
Molecular function (GO): RNA polymerase II general transcription initiation factor activity; TBP-class protein binding
Source: RefSeq, a predicted model, not a curated record